UUGGUGUCACUUGCAGCCAGACAUUCGACAAGAAUGGCUGGUAUGUUCCGUUGGAGAAGCCUAGGGCCACGUAGCAUGAUGGUCCUUGAGAGCGGUGAGAGGAGAACUCUGCAGGGUCAGGAAGGAUGCACCAUAGAAGUCAAAGAGUAUCAACCUGAUACACACCUCAACUUGUCCUUUCUCAAGCAGCAGAUAACGGAGGUCGCAGAUGACGUCAUCGUUAGUUCCGUUGGACAAAAUCAAAACAUGCUGACUGGACAACUUUCCAGAUGUAUUUUGAGGGCUGCAGGGGAAGAGAUAGGAGAAGAGAUUAGGACACAACGCCCAGCAGGUUUACGUGUUGCUGAGAUAGUUGAGACAUCUGGCGGAAGGCUGAAGUGUAAAGCAAUAUAUCACUGUCGCCUGCCCCACUGGACGAACAAGCUGUCUAAACCAGACGUGGUGUUAAGACAAGUUGUCAGUGAUUGCAUCAUCAACGCUUCGACUCAGGGAUACAAAUCCAUUGCCUUUCCUGCCCUUGGAACUGGCAAUCUUGGCUACCCAAAGUACGUGACAGCAGCGGCCAUUAUUGACACUGUGCGGGAGUUUGACAAUGUUCCUCUUUUCCUUGCGGACGUGCACGUCGUCGGUUGUCCAAAUGACGUUAACUUUGAAGGGUUUUGUAAAAGGCACCUACAAAAAGUAACGGUACCUGAAGACAAGUAUUCAAGUAUAAGAUAUCUGUCAUCGGGUAGAACGCUACCUACAUGGACAAGCUCCAAAACAGAGUCUCCAACGGAAGUUGGUGUGUUAGACUUUCAAACAUUGAUACCAAAGCCGCAGAUGCCUGUAGUAGAACGCCAGGGUAGACACCGGUUUAGAGUGCCAUUCUCACUGGGUGACGCAUUCGUCAGGACACUGCCAGACAGAUGUGAAGAAGAUUGCACCAGGAACGUUCUGGAUAAGCGGAUACAGAAGCUGAAGUUUUCACAGAUUGAAGAUCUUGAGGCGUUUGCAGAGAAAGAGAGCAUAGAUAUCAACACAUUAAAAUCUAGUGGUCAGGUUCGUCUGAAGGGGACCACUCCAAGGCCUCACCAAAGUGUGUCAUUAUUUGGAUCAGACUCUACAAACAGUAGCUGAUUUUGGUUUUGUGGCGUAUCCCACUUGCUGGGAAAGCGUCGAGUCUGACCAGAGGGUUUUCAACGUUGCUGAAGGAGGCAUAGAAUACAAGAGUGUGAAGAACAGUUUCAUGGCGGCUUUGUGUGAAAAGAGAGAUCAUGCUACCAUCUUUA
This is a messenger RNA of Haliotis rubra (blacklip abalone), 1271 nucleotides long. Its product is annotated as protein mono-ADP-ribosyltransferase PARP14-like. The coding region runs from base 34 to 1119 and encodes 361 amino acids. Lineage: Eukaryota; Metazoa; Mollusca; Gastropoda; Lepetellida; Haliotidae. Gene Ontology annotation, molecular function: transcription corepressor activity. Gene Ontology annotation, biological process: negative regulation of gene expression. The transcript has 10 exons. The record is from RefSeq and is a predicted model, not a curated record. Gene Ontology annotation, cellular component: cytoplasm; nucleus.